UCUCUACAUCUAAAUUUCGAUAUAAGUCAAGAGUUCCAUCUCUGUAAUAUAUAAAAAAAAUUUGUUCAGAAAAACAACAUUAAUUUGUUUGUUUAGAUAAAAUUUAAACGAGAUCUAGAGCGGUAACGAAGUCCCUUGAGAAUGUCCUGGCAAAGUGUUCCCCAGUACCCCCAAUACCAAGAUCCCAACCAGCAGUACAAUUAUGGAGGAGGUUACCCGCCUCAGGGAGGAUAUGGCGGGGGUGGAUAUCCGCCUCAGGGAGGAUACCCACCGCAAGGACCUCCGCAAGGCUAUCCGCCUUAUGCCCAGGGCGGUGCGCAGCCCUAUCCUUAUGGACAGGGGCCACCGCCUGGUGGUUAUGCGCCUCAACCGGGAUUUAUUCAACCGCCACCAUCAGCGGGUGGCUAUGGAGCCUACGAUGAUCCAGAGAGUCAACCUAAAAACUUUUCUUUCGAUGACCAGAGCAUCCGGCGUGGAUUUAUAAGAAAAGUGUACCUGAUUUUAAUGGGACAACUCAUCGUUACAUUUGGAGCUGUCGCCCUGUUUGUGUUUCACCAGGGCACAAAGGAUUUCGCCCGGCAUAACAUGUGGCUCUUUUGGGUUGCAUUUGCUGUGAUGAUAGUAACCAUGCUGUCCAUGGCUUGCUGUGAAAGCGUUCGUCGCCAAACACCAACCAACUUUAUUUUCCUUGGAUUGUUCACAAUAGCUCAAUCAUUUUUAGUAGGAGUUACGGCUACCAGAUAUGCUCCUCGGGAGGUACUCAUGGCAGUGGGCAUAACUGCUGCGGUUUGUCUGGCUCUAACAUUGUUUGCAAUGCAAACCAAGUACGAUUUCACUAUGAUGGGAGGGAUUCUGAUCGCAUGCAUGGUGGUUUUCCUGAUCUUUGGCAUAGUGGCCAUUUUCAUUAAGGGAAAGAUUAUUACAUUGGUGUACGCUUCGAUCGGAGCGUUGCUUUUCUCCGUUUACCUUAUUUACGAUACCCAGCUAAUGAUGGGCGGCGAGCACAAGUACUCCAUCAGUCCGGAAGAAUACAUCUUCGCCGCACUGAACCUUUACUUGGAUAUCAUCAAUAUCUUUAUGUACAUUCUGACUAUUAUUGGCGCAUCGCGCGACUAAGUUCCGUUCUAACUCUUAAAAGUGUUUUCGCUUUAAACGGUGUAGUCAUUAACCGAAAGUAACAACAUAUUUGUGGCGUAAUCUCAAUACUACCUUUCCAGUGGGGGCAAUCUUUAAAGUUAUGAAUUAUUAUAAUAAGUCAUUUAAUUAUGUUUCGCGUUGUAUUCUUGCUUAGUUUACAUGUGAUUUUGUUACUCUUUCAAAAUUUCCAAAAACUCAAAAAAUAACUAUACCAAACCAUUCAGAUUCACAAAAAACCAAAAUAAAUAGUCACGUAUGAAAAUAUUUAUGUGAAAAUAUAUAAGAAAUAUGGAUUGCUGUUGUUGUUAAAGCAUAACAUUUAACCGUGUGUAAUAACCAAGGAAUCCCGAUUUGUGCAACUAUGAAUCAAGUACCGAACAUUGUAACCCGUGCAGCGACACUGAGUUUAAAGUCAACAAUAAAGCGCAUCUAUUUAUUAAAGCA
This is a messenger RNA of Drosophila eugracilis, 1581 nucleotides long. RefSeq names its product protein lifeguard 1 (gene Nmda1). The transcript has 5 exons. The record is from RefSeq and is a predicted model, not a curated record. NCBI's taxonomy places the organism in Eukaryota, Metazoa, Arthropoda, Insecta, Diptera, Drosophilidae. Bases 142 to 1116 code for a protein of 324 amino acids. Gene Ontology annotation, cellular component: membrane.